Penicillium maclennaniae is the source of this 195-nucleotide messenger RNA. RefSeq lists its product as uncharacterized. Lineage: Eukaryota; Fungi; Ascomycota; Eurotiomycetes; Eurotiales; Aspergillaceae. The transcript has 2 exons. The coding region runs from base 1 to 195 and encodes 64 amino acids. The record is from RefSeq and is a predicted model, not a curated record.
AUGGAUAUUGUCAAAGCCAAAAUCCCAGGACCCGACUGCCUCGAGCCAAAUCAGUACAUCGAGGCAUUUACAACCGACCCUAGGCGAGUGGCUCUGACAGUUCAGCCCGGAACUCCAGAUGAAUCGGGGCCAACCCAAAGCCACAUGGGAGGAACUUGCGAUGCUGGGUGGAUCCUUCUCCCGGAUGAUGUAUGA